Charadrius vociferus (killdeer) is the source of this 480-nucleotide messenger RNA. RefSeq names its product MKRN2 opposite strand (gene MKRN2OS). Bases 1 to 480 code for a protein of 159 amino acids. Lineage: Eukaryota; Metazoa; Chordata; Aves; Charadriiformes; Charadriidae. The record is from RefSeq and is a predicted model, not a curated record. The transcript is spliced from 3 exons.
AUGAGCCAUGCUCGCGCCCAUGGCCAACAGCACUGCUUUUCUUUCAGAGGAUACGACGGGGAAUCGGACCUUCACGUUGGAAUAACCAACAGUCACGGCGUGGUGUAUAAUUACAAUGAAGAGGGCAUUCACAGAGCUGACACUGGAUGGGAACAGUGCAUUAGUAUCCCACUAGUACAGCCAGACAUGUUUGGGCUUCUUCAGGAGUGGGAUAAGCUCCUAGAGGAAUUUUCUGUGGGAGAGGCCUGGCUUCCUCACAGGUAUGAAGAACACGACCACAACUGCUACACAUACGCACUGGCAUUCAUUAACAGUGUACUGACUGCACAAGGGAAACAGCAAAUGAGCAAAAGUGAAUUUACAGAGAAAUUUGUGAUCCCACAGACAAAGAAAGCUUCCAAAUACCUUACUCUGCAUCAGGAGCUAACAGCUAACGAUUUCUACAUUGUACCCCUUCCUGACCAAGAAAAACAGUGUUGA